Messenger RNA from Hirundo rustica (Barn swallow), 10637 nucleotides. It is a transcript of the gene RNF217, whose product is annotated as ring finger protein 217. Gene Ontology annotation, cellular component: ubiquitin ligase complex; cytoplasm. Gene Ontology annotation, biological process: positive regulation of proteasomal ubiquitin-dependent protein catabolic process; ubiquitin-dependent protein catabolic process; protein polyubiquitination. The transcript is spliced from 7 exons. Bases 1 to 1437 code for a protein of 478 amino acids. Lineage: Eukaryota; Metazoa; Chordata; Aves; Passeriformes; Hirundinidae. Gene Ontology annotation, molecular function: zinc ion binding; ubiquitin conjugating enzyme binding; ubiquitin protein ligase activity. The record is from RefSeq and is a predicted model, not a curated record.
AUGGGGGAGCAGCAGAGCUCGCUGAGCGCCCCGCGGGCGGCCGCCGCGCCGCCGAGCCCGGCCGGGGACCCGCGGGAGCCCGGCCCGGACGAGCCGCCUUCGCCGCGAGAGGCGGUUCCGGGCGGCGUGGCGGCCGGGCCGGGGCGAGGCGGGGAGCUGCCGCCGGCCGCCGCCGGCCCCGAGCGGCGAGGGGCCGAAGAGGAGGCGGAGGCGGCGGCCGGGCCGGAGCAGCCGCCGGGCUCGGGGGAGCCGCCGGCCCCGGCGGAGGAGGGGCCGGAGGGAGGCAGCGGCCGCCGACGCCCCCCAAGGCGGCACGUGUACUGCACCGUCUAUUGCGUGGAGAACGACCGGCCGGCCGCGGCCCCCGGCUCCCCCCGCGGCGGCCAGGGCGCGGGGCAGCCCCCGGCGCGGCGCGGAGUGGUGCCGGGCGACGACCCGCUGUCCUCCGGCGGCAGCAUCGAGGUGGUGGACUUGUACCUGCUGCCCGAGCCCUUCUCCGGGUUGAUCGCGGGCGAGUUCGGGCCGCUGCUGGUGCUGAGCUGCCGCGUGUGCCUGGAGGAGAAGCCCAUCAAGCCCCUGUCCUGCUGCAAGAAGGCGGUGUGCGAGGAGUGCCUCCGGCGGUACCUCAGCUCCCAGGUGCAGCUGGGACAAGCAGAUAUAAAAUGCCCCAUCACAGAGUGCAGCGAACACCUGGAUGAAACAACUGUCCUCUAUAACCUGCCCCAUGAUGACAUCAUCAAGUAUAAAUACUUCCUGGAACUCAGCCGCAUUGACUCCAGCACCAAGCCAUGCCCUCAGUGCAAGCACUUUACAACCUUCCGGAGGAGAGGCCACAUUCCUACCCCUGCCAAAUUGGAGAACAAAUACAAAAUCCAGUGUCCAUCUUGCCAAUUUGUCUGGUGUUUCAAGUGCCACUCUCCCUGGCAUGAAGGCGUUAACUGCAAAGAAUACAAGAAGGGAGACAAGCUGUUACGUCACUGGGCCAACGAAAUCGAACACGGGCAGAGGAAUGCCCAGAAGUGUCCAAAAUGCAAGAUCCACAUCCAGAGAACCGAAGGGUGUGACCACAUGACCUGUUCACAGUGUAACACUAAUUUCUGUUACCGUUGUGGGGAGAGAUACCGCCAGCUCCGCUUCUUUGGAGAUCACACGUCAAACCUCAGUAUCUUUGGAUGCAAAUACCGCUACCUCCCCGAGAGACCACAUUUAAGGAGAUUAGUGCGAGGCUCUGUCUGUGGUGAGUGGAUUAAUGCUCCUUGUGGAGAGCUGCACAGUGAAGUGAUUAAGUGUUCUGGAAAACUACUCAUUACACCCCUAAUACUGGUUCUGGGACUGGCACUGGGAGCCGUAGCUGUUGUAAUAGGUUUAUUUGUGUUUCCUAUCUAUUGCCUUUGUAAAAAGCAGAGGAAAAGGUCACGGACAGGUAUGCCCUGGUGAGGAUGGACAUUACUCGCCUGAACUGAGCUGGUCCUGCAAGGGCUAUCCGUGUUUUGUGCAACAGAGCAAUACAGUACUGGUUACAGCAUCAAAGCCACCGCCCUGGAAGAAGAAUGGGGGCUCUCCUGCCAUCUCAGCCGAAAACACUACUGCAGACCAGAAAGCCUCUUUGCUCUGGUGCACUCUCAAGAUGGGCCCCCUGACUGCUGCUUUUUAAAUGUUUUUGGUUUUGGGGUUUUUUUUAGUUAUUACUUUGGAGGGGUUUUUUUGAGUCUAAGUUUCUGAACCAGACAAUCCAAGUCUGUAUUGUAGCCACAACUCUUACUACCGAUUUGGCCUGUGAAGAAAGCAUUUAACUGCUAACAUGUGCUCGUUUAACUUCAGUGUCAGCCUUUAAGGUGGAAAUGCUUAGAAGUGUUCGGACUCUUACUGUAUACUGAGCAUACUACUUUUGGUAUUAAAAACUACUUCUGUAAAUAACUUCCAUCACACAGCAUUCUGUUCAGCAUACUGAAACCCCAUCACAUGCCAGAGCACGACAGCUGGUUAUCUUCUGAGUCCUCCUGCUAGUGGAGUGCACAUUGCCACCGCCAAACUGCAGUGCCUCAGAGGGAAAUACCCUUAGUACUGAAGCGCCGUGAUACUUAAGAAUAUGGUGAUUGGUUUCACUUCAGUAAUUUAUUCAUGACAACUUACUAAUACUAAUGGGGGGGUGUGACAAGAUGUUACAACAGGACAACAGAAUUCUCACAGUACAGAAGAAAUUUGAAGGGUUUAGAUAACAAGACGUGUCAGUGGCCUAAUCUGUCCCAAGAUAUUCCUGAAGUGUGUUCGCAGGGAAGCUGGAAACCUGCUCUUUUAUUCUGACUUGGAAUAUGAUAUACAUGCUACACAUUACCUGUGUGAGGAUUGACUUGAUGAAAUUUUAUAACCUAAAUAGCACAUUUUGUGUGUUCCCUUGAGUAGGCAACUACUGCAUAAGUCUUGGAGUAUCCACUGAUGUCUCAUGAGGAAAAUCUGUGAAUCCAGGGUAAGGGAAGCAAUCAUAAAUUCUUAGGAGACCACUUGAUUCUUAGUUUCUGCUUCCAGUGUUUCUCUUCCUGGCGCGUGAAAGUUCUGAAGAGAAUAGCUAUCUUUAUUCUUAUUUUCUUAACUUCCGCUGUUUGCUACCAAACCUCUUUCUCAGUGCAUCACGACAAAUGUAAUCAGCAUAAGGAAUCAGUUACUGAGAAUUUUUACACUUUUAAUUUUAAUCCAAAUUUAUCCUACAAAUAUAACUUAAAAGAAAAUGCUAGAAUAAUUUUGUUCAGACAAAACAGUGAAACAAUAAAGAAAGGAACCGAAUAAGAAAAAUACAAGCUAAUCUUAAAGAAGAUUGCAUUUGUACUGUGAAGGUACUUCUUUUCAGUGUGUAUGUUUGAAGAUACAUAUGUAUUUAUAUAUAUGUUUGUGUAUAUAUAUGGGGAAAGGGGAAGCAGGAAAAUGGGAAAUGCCCUUAAGAGUCUACUGACUUCAAAAUUUAGGCUUGCAAAUAAUGUAUCAUUUAAGAGGAUCUACUUUGUACCACUUUCUUUGAAAAUUGUUGUUAAAUCUGAAUCCGUUUGUAAUUUUCAAGCAAAUAGUGUUCUGCCCCACCAACAUAAUACUGUUAUAAGAUACUUUGACUUUGGAGCCUCAGUGGAAGAAGCUGCUGACUUUUGUUAACCUGGAAACACAUAUAUCAGCUUACCAUAGGUGGCUAGUAUGCUUGCUUUCUGUCAGCUUCUGGUUUUGUUUCCUUGCAGUUUUUUUCUUUAAGCACACCAUAAUAGUAAAUAACUAUUUAAUAAUAUUCAUUUGAAUUUAAGGGCAUGUUGACCCUGUUAUCCUAACAGUAGAAAUAGUACUUUUCAGAGAUUUGCAAAUUAGGAAGGGAAGCAAUGGCAUUUAGAAAUAAAAUCAAAGCCUAUUGUCAAUGCAAGUUCACCUGUUAUUUAGACUUACUUCAUUCUGAGACACAUCAGUUUUCUGUUUGUGUUCUAUCUGAAUUUGGAAGCUGCCUUAAAAUUGGUCUUGGUUUUGAGUGUGUUUUCUGAGGCUAUACAUAUCAGUUAUCUUUGGCUUACUCAGGGAUUUUUAUUCCUCUCUUUAAAUGUCAAAUAAUGAAGAUAUUUUUGUAUUAUUUAGAAAAACCUUCAGACCUCAGAGGGCGAGAUAUAUAUAUAUAGAUAGAUUUGGGUUUGCAAUGCAGUCUAUAACUUGGUGUCAAAUUAUUCCACUUGAGACUAUUUUAAUACUUGAGAUUAUCUGUAAUUAACUACACGGUGGAUUAAUUUCCUUUCUUUUCCUGGUUCUGUAUAAAUGUGUAAGAUAUUCUUACAGUCUUUGUAGCUGUUUUCACUCUGCCCUGUUAGCCAUUUUCAGUUUUUAACUAGAGUUCACUAAGAUCUGAAACUAAGAUUCUAGAAUAAAGAACAUAAAAGGGAAGAUAAUAGAUCUGCACUUACUUCUAUUCAGAAAGUAUGUCCUUGUGGGUGGAGAAAAUGAACAUACUACUCAGCUCCUACAUUAUCAUUUCAUCUAGGCCAUUUUGUUUUUAUCAGAACGGAUUAAAUCAAAGGGAAAUGGUCCUUCAUUUUCUAUACAGAGCAGAAAGAGACAUAUUUGACCUUGUAAAGAUGAGUGAGUCUGAUUGUGCUUUUUCUGUAGCGGGGGGGGAAAGGAAUUGCAAUAAUUUUUGCUUUUCUAUACAGGAUAAAUGUUCAAGAACCAGGCAGAACAGGGUUAUGGAAGUCUUUUUCUAUCUGUAUAAAAAUAUUCCCACUUGAAAAGUACAUAAAUACAAUUUUUAUCAAUAUUAUAUAACAUAACCCACUAAAGCGUGAGAAGUAGCUCAGUACAAAGCUUCAUUUGGGUAAACAUUAGCUUUUAAGCAACUCAUCACAGCAAACCUUAUAUACAUUAAAGCCACAUCAUUUAUUUUAAAAGCAUUAAUUUAUUCAUUUGAAAGAAACUGAACUUUAUAAGGAAAUUAUGUAAGUGUAUUGUGUUUUUUGUAACUACUCUAAAGAAACCAUCAGGCUGUUUUCCAUCUUUAUUAGCAGAAAACUUCAUCAGGCAGCUAUAUUUACCUGCUAAGGCAGAUUUCACACUACUGUAUGCUGAUUAUCCCUGGUCAUUUUGUUUGCUUUCACGACUGUUAAUAUUUAAGAUUAUUUAUCUUUGUGCAGAGUUGUUGCUCAUCAGUACUUGUGUUCAGACUAGGAAAUGCUUCAGUCUGUUCUACACUAACCUUCUGUUUCAAGCUCGCCCGGGCCUGGAUGUGCCUGUGCGCUCAGUCCUGUGUGCAGUCAGAGCUGGGGCUCUCCCCAUGGUGCUGUGGCUGUGUGUGCCCCAUCCUGCUCCUGCUGGGAGGGCUGGCUGGACACACCACCCUGCAGGGGCUGCUCUCCCUUUCUCCACUAUGCGGAAUUUAGUUGUAUUUCAUUAAUGGGGUCAAGUACAGGGGCUACUCAGCCAUUUCAGCAGCAGGAUUUUCUGUUCUGUGUAAUCUCAGAGCAUAGUUAGGUUUAUGUACAGAGUUUAUCCAGGAGCUUGUGACUGGAAAAUAAUUGUGCUUGUCCUUAAUGUCAGUCUGUUAGCCAGUGAGUCUAAUAGGCUGAGUAGGAAUACAAGCAAGAGGCAGAAAAGCAAUUCUCAGUAGCUUUGUUCUGAGCUGACCCAUCAGGCUUAGUUCUGUACAAAAAAAAGUCAGUGAGUCUUCAGUUCUCACCACCUCUAUAAUAAACAGCAUAUUCCUGCCUGUUCAGUGUCAUUAAAGUACAGUGCACUUUGAGUGAUCUAUUAUCUUCCUUUGAGGCGGUGCAAAUGCGUAAGCGAAGAAUUUGUGUUUGGUUUUGAUGCUCCUAAUGCUGACUUCAUAACUCUUCCUGGUGUGUUAAGGGGUUUUGUAAUUUAUACCUAUUUAUUCAUUAUAAAAGUUUUACUUUAUUAAAAAUAUUAAUUGGCAGGGACUACUGCCAGUUUUAACUAGAAAGCAUUUUGGAUCACCAUCAGGUAUUCUUUUUAGCCAUGAGGCUUUUUGCUCUUCCAAAGACUCACAGUUUGUGUGAUGUUAAAUGGUGUGUAGGUGGGGCAGUAAUUCUCCCAGUGACUACAAAUUCUCCAGUGAUGGAAUGGUUUCUUAUGCCAGUUAGAUUUGAGAAACUGUUUAAUAUUCAAUGGCCAAAUAUUUUGCCAUGCAGAUUCUUGGUUGGUUUGUUAAAUCUUUUAAAUUUAGUUGUGUUAUUUCAUUUCUUGAGCAAACCUUACAUCAUAAUUUUGGGUAUGCUAAUUGUGCAGGUUCAAGUUGUGGAUAAGAACCACAGGUUGCUGUUACUGUUAUAAUCUAUAUUAGAUAUCUACUGAUGGAAAGAAUCCUACAUGAGGAAACUAUUAGAUAACUUUCUUUUAAUUUUUAAGCCUUAUAGUUGCAGUGAGUCAGCUUCAUUCCUGACAUCAGUCACAGCCCCAUUAAACCAGAGAAUGCUAUUUUUAUGCCAGUGUGGAAUUUGGUCACAAAUACUUUUACAAAAACAUCUGGAAGCAUGUUGAUAGCCAUGGUUCACUUCUUAAGAAAUGCAAACUACUACGGAGCCGCUCCUCUCAUUUGCAGAAUUAUGCCAAUGUGUUUAGUAAGUGCAGGAGAAGGAAGGAGUUGGGAAGAAUUUCCAAACAACAUUCUCAUUAGAGCAGAUUGUCAGGAGACUGCAUACUAGCUUUUAAUAUAAUAAAGAAACCUUCAUGCUUUGAGACACUAAUAAAAUUAGAAACAACACCCCAAAACAGUGUUAAAUAACAUUUCUUCAAAUUCUGCUUUCUUCAAUGUAACAAAUAGCAGCACACUGUAAGAAAUGGAAUUGCAGCUGUUCAAUAUUUCUAGGGCUUAACACGUAAUCUUCAGGACACACAACAUGUAAAAAGUUAUGUUGCUGAUCUGUUUGGUAGUUUAUUGUGCUACUGUUACAUGAAAAACCAGCUGAGCCUUGAUUCGAUUGAAGGACAAAUGCUGUUUUCACUGGUGUUACAGCUUGAACAGUACUUAACAUCCCAAAACAUUUUUUUAAUAAAACUAACAAAUGCAGUUGCUUGCAGACUGAACUUCCUCGCUGAUUCUUCCUUACCUGUCUGUGCAUAAGAGUUCAGGAGCCAUAUGUUCUCUCUGCAUUAAGGAACAGACUGAAAAUAUUAGGCAGUUAGUCACUGAUGCUUCUCUUCUCUUGGCCUAAUAGUGAAAUUCCAUAAGGUAGGGAAAUGAAAAUUGAUCUUAGAGUGCAUGCUCUGAUUUCAAGAUUAAAAAUGUGUAAUAAGUUUUAAUUAUUCCAUAGCAAAAAAUAAAUGCAUACAUUUUGAAACAUAAUUCCAGCUGUUUAUUUAUAAAUCUGUCUGUAUAACACAAUAAUUAUAGUAGUGAUGCAUUUAUUAAAAUAUGCAUAUUGUGCAAAAGAAAACAUUUUUUGGUGCUUAUUCGGCUUAUCAACACAUGAAAAAUUAAUCUACAGGAUUUUGGAUGGAUUAAAGUCAGAAGAGAAGCUUACUGUGUAAAAAUAUUUGUUUAGCAUAAAUGUGAAUUUUGCACAUAUCUUCAAUAUAGUUGCAUGCCAACCCCAUUCAGUGUUCACCUUGUUGAAAAAUUGUCAGAAUACUGAAAACAGUAUUUUUUAAAUUUUUAACUGUCACAGAGCAUGAUGUUACUAACACAAUGCCACAUUUACCUCAUUUUUAGAAGGAGUUACACAGAAUCCAGAGAAACUGUUCAGGAGUUUUAAACUUGUUCUGUAAAACUAUGAUGCAGUCAGAAAACAUCUUCAUGCCUUAUGCAAGCUCUGGAUGAGCAGAUGGAUUCAGUCUUUUGUCAUCAACUGUUUUUGCAUAAAAAAAUGGACUCUUAAGAGAUUUUCAUAUCAAUUUGCAUCCUGCUGCUUUGUGUCCAGAAACUGCAAGGACAGGGAGAGAUUUACAUUUCACUGUUUACCAUCUCAUAAUAAAAUGUUUACCAUGUUUCCAUUCUUAGUACACUUUGUAUGCUUUCCUUCUUCUAAAUUUCAUAAUUUGAAGCUGACUCGUGAAAAUGGCUGAAGAUCAAAUAGGACCUGUAAAAUGUGAUCUCAUAAGAAGUUGCUUUGUUAAUGCUUUGCUGAGCUAUAAGCAAAAGAUUAAUUUUGUUGUAUUUACUUAAAAGUAAGAUGUUGAAAUCUAUUUUUCUUUAGGGCUUUUAAUUUUGCAUUUUUAAAAAUGUACUUAAACGGCACUGUCAUCUUUGUUACAUAACUAACCAUCUAAGUACAAAAUAACAUUUUUGAGUGUUUGUUAAUUCUUGUUAAUAUGGUAGAGAUGAAUUUAAUUCCAUGACAAUUCAAUGAGAAAUCUUCCCUUGUCCUCAUCUCUUGUGUAUUUUAGGGUGAAGGGUUCCCUUUAAAAUAGAUUUAAUUUGAAUGGCAAGGGGUGAGGGUAGUGAGAUAAUAGAUCACAUCAUUUUAGUGUACAGGGUUCUGGCACAACUAGGGCGCUGGCCAAACACUGUGGAUUCAUCAAGAAAGAAAUUUCUAAUUCUGCAUUUGGGCAACAUACAAGCUAGAUGCAUCAGUGGUUGGAAGUUUUUGUAGUAUAUCUAUGGGAUGACUAAGAACUUAAAAAAUUGGAGUAAGGCAAUGCCUGUGAAAUCAACACUUGAAUUCCAGUAUUUAGUGUUUUGUAUAAUGAGGGAUUUUAAAUGUGCAAGUGCCUUAUUGCGUGAAACAAAUGAAAGGUGUUCGUACCCCUCAGCAGAGCAAUAUGGGAAUUCCUGUUCUGCAGUUACACUCAGCCAAAGUAAUGAGUAUUGCUUUGCUCAGAAGGUUGAUAAAUGUUAUAUUAGGGAAGAAGUUAACCUAUCAUAAAAGUAAUAUGGCACGCUUAUUUUAAUUCUCAUUAUCUCAUUUCUGUGGGUUUUUUUUAACUUGCUCUUUGCCCCCAUCUCUUUCUCUGACUCCCUUCCUUCAGACUUCAGUAGAAAUGCAUCUUAAGUUGUUGUUAGAGUAAGUUUGGCUCCUUGAGCAUAAGAAGCCAUGAGUUUUCAACCACUGAAAGAAGAGCAGCCUUUUGGAGAAGAGAAUUCAGCCAAAGUUCAGUUGGAGCAUAGCCUGUUGCGGCUGUACCUGCCACCUUGGGGGCUCAGUUGUGCCUUGUUCGCACUGAUUGUUGGAGGUGGAAGCACCAAGGAGGAUGGCACAUGGAGGUGCACUGUAACCAGGCUGGGACUUCAGAUGGGUUGAGAGCAUUUCAGUGUUAUCCAACUGGAACUAGCGUACCCUGUUAAUACGAGUUGGCAGCUCCUCUGGGGUGGGUAUCUGGGUGGACGAAACCAUCAAUCGAGAUGGUGGCGCGGCUCUGGGAUCUCUGCCCUGCCCUUCACUGCAGGUUGGGAGGUGUGAUCUGGAAGAGUAUUUUGCCAUCUUCUGAUAGCUUCAAAAUGGGUGUUGUGGGAUUUAUUUCUUCUUACUUGUAGAAUUUCACCCUUUAUGUUCCAGACUUACUAAAGGACCUGUUUGUUCUUACUAACAGUGAAGCCACUAUUGUCCAGCUAUUACUGAAGCCAGGAAUAAGCUUCUUUUCUGAAAUUGCCUUGAAUUUCAUGAGCUUAUUAUAGCAAUUAUCUGGGAAAAAAAAAAAAAAAAAGUAUAAAAGCUAAUUAUCAGAAAGAAAUUGAGUUAAUGGGAGGUAAGAAGAAAAAAUAUGAUUAGAAGGUCUAUUUUUUAUAGAUUCAUAAGAUGGUUUUAAUUUGUUCAAUUUCUUCCACUGAGAAUUUGUAAAAGAAAGACUGAAAAAUUAAGAUGAGCAUCUCUUUGAACCUUUUAUUUUCCUGAAAUUCUUGAGUUUCUCAAAACUGUAGAGGAGCUUUUUUUCCACUGGAGUAACUAAUUGGUAAUAUAGAUGCCACAGUGUUACUGUGAACACUGCUGUGACUGUUUAGUCAGGAUUCAGCUUGCAUAUCUGAAGGUUUUGGUGGUAGGAAAUUUGAUUUAGAGCCAUACUGCAAUAAAACUAUAAGUGAAUUAUCACAUGACUUCUAUUUCAGCAUUAUCUCAAAAUUUUAGGCAUUAAAAUUUUGAUCCUGCUGUAAUGCAUUAAAUAGAAGAUGCCAUGUAUCAAAAUACUCCUUCAACUUUAUGAGUUACUGUUUAUUUUUACUUGUUAUUUCCUUAAAUUAAUUUUUUCUCUCCUAGAACCAGCAGACACAUAACUGAAAUGCUGAUAAGAUUUCCCCGUUAUCUUUGUCUUGCAUUUAGCUGAUAUUAUACUUUCUGUUGCCUAGUAUUGCAACAAUGGUCUUCAUGCUCUUAUAACUUGAUGAAAAUAUCCAGUAGUCUUGGGCAAUAUUUUGCAAAUAAUUCAUCUUCAAGUUGGUAUUUUAAAUGUAUACCAAUAAUCAUUGUUGAGUAUGCUGCCUAUGUGGCUGCUUUAGUUCAUGUCAAUGUUUUGUAAGGAUUAUUUCUUGCUACCCUCUUCAGAGUGCCUUUUCAUUUAGAAGAUAUAGAAGAUGGUUCAUUGAAGUCUUCUGUUGAAUCUACCAUAGUAGUGUCUGAUCUUCAAACUUGUCCCGUUGAAUGUAUAACUAAAAUCUUGUUCUUUAAAAAGCUGUAGUAGACACAGGUUGUAUAUGCACAUGUACAUGCGUGGAUACAAGGGAGGGUGUUCUGCCAAUGUCCUGCUGGACAGGACCUUUCGAAAGUAAGUGAAUUUUUUAACAGUUUUAUUUUCAAGAUGUUACCUCACUAGUAUUCAGUAGUAGAUAUGUCUCUGUAUUGCUUCACUUUGCUAAAUACAAUCACGGUAGGCAUUUUGAUUUUUAAAAGACUCUGCAAUGAAUCUGAUGUUCGUACGAGACUGAAUUUCGUAAGACAAAACUUACGGUACUUUGUUUCCUUUAAAGGCAUUCCUUUCACUUACACUGACAUCCCAAGCCCCUGUUAGCAACAGACUGAAAAAGUGCUUCCCCAUGAUGAAUUGGAAGAACGUAAAGUAGCAUUUGAAUGCACUCCACCCAUCUUAGAAUCAAUAUACAGAAACAGGGGCGGGAGGCAGCGGAUUUGAUUAAUUGUGGGGAGAUAUACAUUGUAGAGUUCAUUCACUUGCACAUAAGGGGUUUUACAAUGUCAUCUAGUAAUGUCUACCUAAUAAAGUUUUGAAAAAGAAAAAUUAAA